Molecule: messenger RNA, 801 nt
Organism: Gymnogyps californianus (California condor)
Lineage: Eukaryota; Metazoa; Chordata; Aves; Accipitriformes; Cathartidae
Gene: BNIPL
Product: BCL2 interacting protein like
Exons: 7
Coding region: 1-801 (266 amino acids)
Biological process (GO): apoptotic process
Cellular component (GO): cytoplasm
Source: RefSeq, a predicted model, not a curated record
AUGGCCGCGGUGACGGCCACCAGGGACGGCCUGGACCUGAGCGAGGAGUGGCAGGACGAGGACUUCCCCGGGCCCCUGCCGGAGGGGUGUCCGGGGGCCGGGUGUGCCCCGCGGCGCAUGCGGAGGCGGCUGCCGGCACUGGAGCGGACCGAGAGUGCCGAGCGCUCGCCCGACGCCAGCAUCGACCUCGACCUGGACGCGCUGGAGACUCCCUCGGGCAGCGACAGCUUUGAGUGGGACGAGGAGCUGCCGCACACCUGGGGCUUCGCCGAGGGGGCUGGCAGCCGGCGGGUGCCGGACACGGAGGACGAGCGGCCGGAGGAGAGCGUGGAUCUGAGCGCGGUGGAGCCCUACAGCCGGGUCCUCUCCCACGGGGGGUACCACGGCGAGGGCUUCGGCGCCAUCCUGCUCUUCGCCGCCUGCCACCUCCCGGAUAGCAGCAUCCCCCAGUACGGCUACGUGAUGGAGAACCUGCUCAGGUACAUCGUGGGCACCCUGGAGAGGACGGUGGCUGACCGCUACGUCCUGGUGUGCCUGAGCGGGGCGGCAGCACGGGGGCAGAUCCCCUCCUUUGGCUGGAUGAAACGGUGCUACCGGGCUAUGGAUCGGCGGCUCCGGAAGAGCCUCCAGGCUGUGAUCAUCGUCCACCCCACCUGGUACAUCAAGGCGCUCGUGACGCUUUCCCAGCCCUUUCUCAGCCCGACCUUCAGCGGCAAGGUCCGGUUCGCCGCCAGCCUGCGAGAGCUCUCCCGGCUCGUCCCCUUGGAGCCGGCGCGCGUCCCCGAGCCCGUCCGGCGGUGA